Seriola dumerili (greater amberjack) is the source of this 951-nucleotide messenger RNA. RefSeq names its product translocon-associated protein subunit alpha-like. The transcript has 9 exons. NCBI's taxonomy places the organism in Eukaryota, Metazoa, Chordata, Actinopteri, Carangiformes, Carangidae. Gene Ontology annotation, cellular component: endoplasmic reticulum membrane; endoplasmic reticulum. Bases 65 to 925 code for a protein of 286 amino acids. The record is from RefSeq and is a predicted model, not a curated record.
GCCGCUGCCCUCUCCUCUCCUGAACGCUGAUGUGUUACUAACUUCUGCCAUCAAGUCCGAGAAAAUGUUCAACUUCGGAUCAAAGUUAUUGUUGCUUUUCCUCCUGGCCUUCCCCUGUGGACUCGUUUCCAUCGGCCAUGUGUCCGCAGAGUCAGACUCUGCUGAGGACAUUGCUGAGGACGCUGAUGCUGCAGUAGAUGAGGAGGAAGAUGAGGAAGAGGUCCUUGUUGAGGAAGAUCAGAUACAAGCCUCAGAGGGUGAGGAAGAUGAGUCCGAUGAAGCUGCUGACAAGCUGUUAUCUUCUCACCCUGAUGCCGACACAACCAUCAUCUUCACGACAGGAGAAGAGUUUCCUGCCAAUGAAAUUGUGAGGUUCCUGGUGGGUUUCACCAACAAGGGGAGUCAGGAUUUCACCGUUCAGUCGUUGGAGGCCUCCUUCCGGUAUCCUCAGGACUUCCAGUUCUACAUUCAGAAUUUCACAGCUUUGCCCUUGAACACCGUGGUGCAGCCCCAGGCUCAGGCCUCCUUUGAGUACUCUUUCAUCCCAGCUCAGCCCAUGGCUGGUCGUCCAUUUGGUCUUGUUAUCCUCCUCAACUAUCUUGACACUGAGGGCAGCGUGUUCCAGACUGCCAUUUACAACCAGACUGUCACCAUCACUGAGAAAGAAGAGGGACUGGACGGAGAAACAAUGUUCAUGUACGUGUUCCUGGUUGGACUGGUGGUCCUGAUGCUCUUUGGGAUGUACCAGGUCCUGGAGUCAAGGACGAAAAAGAGGAUGCCAGUGAAAAUAGAGAAGGGCACUGGUGGGAUAAAUGAUGUGGACAUCAGCUGGAUUCCUCAGGAGACUCUCAAUGUCAUGAACAAGGCUUCCCCUAAAACAUCUCCACGGAAACGAACCAAGAGGGCAGCUGGAGCAGAUCAAUAAAACUGCCCAUGUUCCAUCCAUCAUCA